Pelobates fuscus (common spadefoot toad) is the source of this 3916-nucleotide messenger RNA. Its product is annotated as short transient receptor potential channel 2-like. NCBI's taxonomy places the organism in Eukaryota, Metazoa, Chordata, Amphibia, Anura, Pelobatidae. Gene Ontology annotation, molecular function: inositol 1,4,5 trisphosphate binding; protein binding; store-operated calcium channel activity. The transcript is spliced from 13 exons. Gene Ontology annotation, biological process: single fertilization; calcium ion transmembrane transport; regulation of cytosolic calcium ion concentration. Bases 85 to 2655 code for a protein of 856 amino acids. The record is from RefSeq and is a predicted model, not a curated record. Gene Ontology annotation, cellular component: cation channel complex; plasma membrane.
AUCGCUGUGUAUUGCCCAUGAGAUGAAACAAGAGAAGCCGGAGGAGAAUCUAUACAUCUCUAGUCCUGAGAGGUGAUCGGAACCAUGGAACAUUUAACGCAAGCCAACUGGAGAGAGAUUGUCAAUAAAAAACUCAAGUUUCCAGUAUCACUCGUCAAUGCAAUCCACGAUGGAAAUCUCAUCCAGGUUCAACAACUUCUCCAGGUCAGCGAUGGGAUCCUGCGUCAGCUGGACGACAGCGAGGACCGAUUGUGGCGGGAGGCUCUCAACUUGGCCAUCCGCACAGGGAAUGAGGAGAUCAUGAAGACUUUGUUGCAUUGUGUUAAGUUUGACUUCCGCCAGAUCCAUGAAGCUCUCUUGGUGGCAGUGGACACCAACCAGCCACAUGUAGUUAAAAUGUUACUAGACCGGUUAGAUCAGGAAAAAGGGAUCAAGAUGGACAUCAAGUCGUUUUCACUCGCUUUUUUUGACAACUCUAUAGACAAUUCUCGUUUUGCCCCUGGAGUGACCCCACUUACGUUGGCCUGUGAGAAGGACCUCUAUGAGAUUGUGGAGAUGUUGAUGAAGAAGGGGCACGUAAUCACCACUCCUCACAAGAUCUCCUGUGCCUGCUUGGAGUGCAGCAAUGGGCGCAAGUAUGAUCUUCUUAAAUUCUCACUGUCCCGCAUCAAUACUUACAAAGGCAUUGCCAGCAGAGCUUACCUGUCCAUUGCCAGCGAAGAUGCCAUGCUUCAGGCUUUCAAACUUAGCCGUGAACUGAAGCGUCUGUCCAGGAAGGAGCCAGAGUUUAAGCCAGAAUACCUGAGUCUGGAGGAUCUGAGUCAGGAGUUUGCCGUAGAGCUUCUGGGAAUGUGCCGGAACCAGAGUGAAGUCACUGCUGUGCUCAAUGACUGUGGGGAUGACAGUGAUGAAGAGGAGAUGGACAUCCAGACCUUCGAAGAGGGAAUACCAAACCUGGCCCGACUCCGGCUCGCUGUGCAUCACAACCAAAAACGGUUCGUUGCUCACCCCAUUUGCCAGCAGGUCCUGUCUUCCAUUUGGAGUGGGAAGCUGUCCGGGUGGAGAGGGAGUAACACGAUUUGGAAAAUAUUCAUUGCUUGCACCAUCUUCUUCACUAUGCCCAUCCUGUGCCUCACCUACUGGCUGUCUCCCAAAUCCAAGGUUGGUAAAACCCUGAAGAUCCCGGUGAUUAAGUUCCUCCUCCAUUCUGCGUCGUACUUGUGGUUUCUUAUCUUUCUCUUGGUGGAAUCCUUGAUAAUGGAAAGGAGACAUGAUAUUUAUGAAGGCCGGAGCCAGGCCAUCUGGCAGAAUUCCCUGCACAUGAUCUGGGUCGCAGGUUUCCUGUGGCACGAAUGUAAAGAAGUCUGGAUUGAGGGUCUGAGGAGCUACUUCUUAGACUGGUGGAACUUCCUGGACAUUGUGACCAUCAGUAUGUAUCUGGCCUCGUUCUCUCUGAGAAUCCUGGUGACCGUGAAGGGAUAUCUGUCCUGUGUGGAUGAACCGGACUCUGAUGUCUGCUUCUACUUCACCAAGGCAGAAAGGCCUGAGUGGAACACAGAAGACCCUCAGUUCAUAGCGGAGGUUUUAUUUGCAGUAACCAGCAUGCUCAGCUUCACCCGCUUGGCAUAUAUUCUGCCCGCUCACGAGACGCUGGGGACUCUGCAGAUUUCCAUCGGGAAAAUGAUUGAUGAUAUGAUACGCUUCAUGUUUAUCCUGAUGAUAAUUCUCACUGCUUUCCUGUGUGGACUCAAUAACAUCUACGUCAACUACAGUGAGAGCGACAAGCUGGGGAACUUUAACGAGACCUUCCAGUUCCUGUUCUGGACCAUGUUUCAGAUGGUAGAAAGGACCACGGUGGACAUGAAUCACUUUGUGGUGGCUGAGUUUGUUGGCCGGGCUCUCUAUGGUCUCUUUACCAUAGUCAUGGUCAUCGUCCUUCUGAACAUGCUCAUUGCUAUGAUCACUAAUUCCUUCCAGAAGAUUGAGGACGACGCAGACGUUGAAUGGAAAUUCGCCCGUUCUAAGCUAUACCUGUCUUAUUUCAGAGAGGGGCUGACACUGCCUGUGCCCUUUAAUAUCAUCCCCACACCCAAAUCUCUGUUCUACGUCAUCAGAGCCAUAUUCAAAUUCCUGUGCUGUUACAAACCCAAGAAAAAACAAGAAUAUCCUCCAAUCUCAACAAUUUCUAACAGUGGUGGUGAUUUGUAUGGAGAGAGCCGUGCCGCUUAUCGCUUGCAGGUGAUCAAAGCUCUGGUGCAGAGAUACAUUGAUACAGCCAGGAGGGAGUUUGAAGAGAGCCGACGGAAAGAUCUGGGGAACCGAAUCACAGAACUCAACAAGAAUGUCAUUCGCCUCCAGUCAGAAGUGAAACACCUGCGGCGUUCAAUUGGUGAUAAUGGGGUGCCCAAUAACCCGAAGGAAAAGGAGAAUGUACUAAGUCGCUACAUAAUGAAAGUGAAGAACAGUUUCCAGAGUUACGAUCAGGAGUCCAUCAGCUCAGGAAAAGACUCUUCAGAUGUGACCAUUCAUCAGGAUAAUGAAACAGGGACUGUACCAGACGAGGAUUGCCCGCCAUACCCUGAAGAGGUCUCCUUAAGUAACGAUAUAGACAGACAUGAAGUUGCUAAGCAGGUAGAUGAGGAGAACGCUAUGUGAGCUCAAAAAUCUUUUACUGUGUACCCAUAAAAUACUACAGACUAACAGACAGACAAAUAUCUAAAUACUUGAUAUCAACGUUUCAAGGAGGAAUAACAGUCCCAGCUUUCAUACCAAGAGGGCUUGGAGGCGUGGCAUGAUGCCGUACUUCCAAGUCUUCCUUUUUUUUUUUUUUUAACAAGGGGUUUUGGGUGGCAGGAAAGGAGGUAGGACUUUUAUAAGAUAAAACUGUUAUAGUGCCUACAAUGUCCCUCCCUUAAUCUGAUGGUGUUGAUGCACAUUAUGGAAGAAGAAUGAAAUGAAAGCGUGAUAGGUGAAGAUGCAAAGUAAAAAGCUAAUCAGUAAUUUACUAAACCAUGAAUUGUUGACAAUUAAUCAGAGUAGUAUCUGAACAAGAAACACAGCUGCCUUGUAGGGAAAUCACAUUCCCAUGUCUUCUAUUUAUAAUUACCUGCCAGUUAGCCAUUAACAAUGCUGAAAUGGUCACAAACAAUAGUAGUGUUUCUAUACUUUCACAUACCUGUUUUUACUAGUUAUGGAUAGGGGAAGAGGACCCUUUACCUUUUUAUUGUUAACCUUGCAAUAUCGAUCUCUUGAGCAAGACAUAGCGAGGUUAAAUAAUUACUCCAGGCACCAUAACAAUUUCUCCAGUUGCUUUGUAGAAGGAGCAGAGCUGAACGGCUCUGAACAGAAGCCUCUGGGGUUGUUGGUUAAUGCCUUAACCCCUUAAAGUAAGCUGGCACCAGGGACCUCCUGACUCUGUAACAACUUCGUUCUGACAAAAUGGUUUAGGCCUGGUUUUAAGGUUCCAAAAUCCGUUUGUAAAAUGUCAAUGUUCUCAGUUUUUUAGGCCAAAAGUCUGAAAAACCUUAUCAUCAUUUACUAAUGCUGAAUUUUAAUGUAGACCAUGGGCAAUUACUAAAGUUCAGUUAAUUUGCCCCAAAAAAGAUGCAAUUUCCCAAUGACUUCUUGACUCUGCCCACAUUAGUGAAUAGUUGUGUGUACGGUUUUACUGCUCAGGCAAUAGGUAAAUUAUAGCAUUUGGUAAAUUAAGCUUGUAGUAUAUUCUGCAGGCAUUUGGACUCCAUUCUGAUGUGAAAAUGAUGUCAGGUCACCGAUCACAGAUGCCACAUUGAAAUACAACAGCAGAAUGGAUUCUAAAAUCAUCCCUGUCAUGUUUUCUCCGCCAAUUUUUAAUUUUGUUUUGUGCCCUGUAUAUUAUUAAUUAUGCUACCCAUCGCCAUUUGUAUUUAUUUAUAUU